Molecule: messenger RNA, 539 nt
Organism: Prosopis cineraria
Lineage: Eukaryota; Viridiplantae; Streptophyta; Magnoliopsida; Fabales; Fabaceae
Exons: 2
Coding region: 2-205 (67 amino acids)
Source: RefSeq, a predicted model, not a curated record
GAUGUCAGAAUUACCCUUCAGACCAAGAGAGAAGCUUAUUGAGAAGCAAAAAUAUUUCCAGGGUAUCCAUAACUACACACACCUGAAAGCACCAAAUGAUAAGAUCACAUCUGUGGCAAUACCACUUGCCUUGGCAGCUUCUUCAAUCUUCCUGAUUGGAAGAGGGAUCUAUAAAUAUGCCCAUGGAAUAGGGAAGAAAGAAUGACGUGGGAGUUCUUUUGAGCGAGAUGAAACCUACUCGGAUCGGUUUUGUAUGUUUGUUUCCAUUAAUAAAUUUGCUCAGUAGUUGCAAAACUUUAUGGUCGCUGUGGGAAGUUGAAGUUGAGAGCUUUAAGGAAAAUUUUGUUAUUUCCUCCAAUUUGCUUUGAUGUAUGCAAUUUAUUUUAAAAAUUACUCAGUUUUGAAGGAAAUUCUAGGUGUCCAUGGUCACUUGCAAAACUGUGGUUAGACAUUAUCACAAAUUCAAAUCUCAGAUAGGACAAUUUCUCUUGGUUACCAUAUACCAGCAUACAGAUAGUCAACUGAGAUUUGUGAUCAAA